AUUGUACGUAAAGAAAUAACCAUGGGGCCGAGUAGCUCUGCCGUUUUUUUCACUCUCAAAACAAUUUGCUUUGGGUUAAAGACGCAGAAUGUUUGGUGGUUUAGCUUUACAUCCACAUUAUUGAUAUUCCAUCUUAUCAAACUUCUUCAUUAGAACGUUUCCCCGGCUGUAAUGUUGGUUUAUAUAUACUAUAUAUAUACACACCCCCAUUUGCCUCUUCUUUAUCAGACCCAACUUUGCUUUCUCAACUGUGCAUCCCACCAGGCACCCACCAAACAAUAAUCCAUGGCCUCCAUUGCUGCCAUUUCUGUCCUGACCUUUGUUGUGAUUGUGGGAACUUGUGCUGCAGAUGUCGACUUACUUCAAGAUAUCUGUGUUGCUGAUCUCUCUUCUGGGAUCAAAGUGAACGGGUUUCCGUGCAAGACAAACAUAUCUGCAGCCGACUUCUUCUUCGAUGGACUUGCCAAGCCAGGCCUCACCAACACUACAUCCGGUGCGGCGGUCACUGGGGCCAAUGUCCAGAAAAUCCCAGGCCUCAACACUCUAGGAGUGUCCCUCGCCCGCGUUGACUAUGCCCCCGGUGGCCUCAAUCCGCCGCACACGCACCCUCGUGCCACCGAGAUAGUGUUUGUUCUCGAGGGCGAGCUGGACGUCGGCUUCAUUACUACCGCCAAUGUGCUGAUAUCCAAGUCCAUCAAGAAGGGAGAAAUCUUUGUUUUCCCCAAGGGGCUGGUGCACUUCCAGAAGAACAAUGGGAAAGAUGCCGCCGCAGUGAUUGCUGCAUUCAACAGCCAAUUGCCCGGAACUCAGUCUAUUGCCGCCACUCUAUUUGCGGCAACUCCAUCAGUGCCGGACAAUGUACUCACCAAGGGUUUCCAGGUUGGUACCAAGGAGGUUGACAAAAUCAAGUCUCGCUUUGCACCCAAAAAAUAAGCCAUGAUAUGAAGAGCAAAAGAAAGGGACAAUAUCAAAAUUAUAUGGUAUUCCAAGGAUAUCGGUAAGACAUUCUUUCGAAAAGGAAAAUACGAUGUAGAUAGAUAUCAAACAAGCUCGUCGAAUAAAAGUACAUGCUUAUUAUUAAAAUUCUA
This is a messenger RNA of Momordica charantia (bitter melon), 1088 nucleotides long. Its product is annotated as RmlC-like cupins superfamily protein. The record is from RefSeq and is a predicted model, not a curated record. Lineage: Eukaryota; Viridiplantae; Streptophyta; Magnoliopsida; Cucurbitales; Cucurbitaceae. Gene Ontology annotation, molecular function: manganese ion binding.